UGUUGAAUCAAGCAUCCAGCUAUAGUAUUAAACAUGACUGCACAACGACGAGGAGUCAGUAAAAAUCCGGAAAGUAGCGCCAUUGAAAAGAAAAUUAAGAGGGGAAAUGCGCAGAGACAGGCCUCUUCUUGGAAAGGGAAUGUGCCUUCACUGUUGCUGCUGUUUGGAGCCACUGGACUAGUGAGCUGGCUGUAUUUCACAUGGUCUGAUGACUUGACACACACAUUGGUUUCCAGAGGUGAAGUCCUCACUCAGCCCAGAGUGUUCCCAGUCGAGUGCUCUGAAGACUACAAGAGGUACAAGCACUUUCCAGGUUGCACUCCAGCAAAAUGCGGCAGAGCCAUUUCAGACAGUGUUGUGACUUUGGAGGAGACGCAGAAACUUAGAAGAUUGGCUGAGCGAGGUUUAUCACUUGGUGGAUCAGAUGGUGGUGCCUCCAUCCUGGACCUUCACUCUGGGGCGCUCUCUAUGGGAAAGCAGUUUGUGAAUAUCUAUAGAUAUUUUAAGAAUGAGAUUAAGGAGGUUUUUACCAAAGAAGAUUUUGAACUGUACAGUGAUGUCCGUGGCCGAAUUCAAAAGGCAAUAUCAGAGACGUUUGGUCUGGACUCCAAACAGAUGUACCUCACCAAGCCCACCUUCUUCUCUCGCAUCAACAGCACCUCUGCCAAAACCACUCAUGAUGAGUACUGGCACCCUCAUAUAGAUAAGGAGACUUACGGAUCCUUUGACUACACAUCUUUGCUUUACUUGUCUGAUUAUGGGUUGGAUUUUGGUGGCGGACGGUUUGUGUUCAUGGACCCCAACAGCAAUAGAACGGUGGAGCCACGUGCUGGUCGGGUCUCCUUCUUCUCAUCCGGUUCUGAGAACCUCCAUCAUGUGGAGAAGGUUGCUUGGGGCACACGAUAUGCCAUCACGGUGUCCUUCACAUGUGACCCUGAUUUUGCCAUUGAUAACCCCUCAUUGCCGUAGGAUCCACCUGGUUUAAAGGGACGGAUGAGUGACAGGAACCCUGGGGCAAACACAGAGAAAAAUGAUGAAACACCACUUCCAUCUGUCAGGUUUACAGCAUUAAAAAACCCUCUUAUUUUCCUUUUAGAAAAAUGUUUAGGUUUUUCUGUGCUCAAAAGGGUUUUGUCUCCCUUUAUGCUUUGAAUUUAAGAGGAGUUUUGUAUUUUCAGGAGAUUUACUUGAAUUGCUGUCAUUUGAAGCCAAGCAUCUUCUGGGUUUGAUUUUGGCUUCAGAAGGUGCUUCUUUACUAUUAAGUCUUCUCUUUCCUGGUUGUGCUGCACGCUUUA
Molecule: messenger RNA, 1295 nt
Organism: Danio rerio (zebrafish)
Lineage: Eukaryota; Metazoa; Chordata; Actinopteri; Cypriniformes; Danionidae
Gene: ogfod3
Product: 2-oxoglutarate and iron dependent oxygenase domain containing 3
Molecular function (GO): L-ascorbic acid binding; 2-oxoglutarate-dependent dioxygenase activity; oxidoreductase activity, acting on paired donors, with incorporation or reduction of molecular oxygen
Source: RefSeq, marked validated